AUGAAUGGCUACGGCUCGCCCUACCUGUACAUGGGGGGCCCAGUGACCCAGGCCCGAGCGCCGCUCCAGAGGACCCCCAAGUGCGCGCGGUGCCGGAACCACGGCGUCCUGUCCUGGCUAAAGGGCCACAAGCGAUACUGCCGCUUCAAGGACUGCACCUGUGAGAAAUGCAUCCUGAUCAUCGAGAGGCAGCGGGUCAUGGCGGCGCAGGUGGCGCUCCGCAGACAGCAGGCCAACGAGAGUCUGGAGAGCCUGAUCCCGGAGUCUCUGAGAGCUCUGCCCGGAAUCACGGUGCCUGGACCCGGCGAGGGGAACCAGGGCCUGCAGCCCCGUUCUGGAGGAAUGGACCUCCUAUGGACCUCGAAACAGACUGCCAACAUGCAGGACCUGAGUGAGGAUACGUCGGGGGACCACUCCGGUGGGGAGAAUGGUGGUGGUAGCGGCAGUGAGAAGGACCAGGACCCUAGCAGCUCCCCCGAGGGCUCCAAGCCUUCCUGCUUCACUCCCGAGCCCCCGGACACCCCAAACCAGGCCGAGGAAUGUCGCUACAGCUUCCCCCAUCCCCUUCCCAGCCUCCCUCUCCCCCUAGCCUUCCCCAAGACCUGCAGCACCUCUCCAGAGCCCAAGGCAGACAGCCCCACUAAGGGUUACCCCGGUGUUGGGGCAGGGGGGCUGCCAGUGGACCACAGCCUGGUGAUUGAGGGCCUGUCUGGGUCAGUCUCCCUUCCCUUCAACCUGCGAGCCAACCGGCCACCCCUGGAGGUGCUGAAGAAGAUCUUCCCGUCCCACAAGCCCCCGGUGCUGGAGCUGAUCCUGCAGGGGUGUGGAGGGGACCUGGUGGGGGCCAUCGAGGUGCUGCUGUCCAGCCAGGCCCAGGAGGCCAGGGGGGGUCACCCCCACCCCGACACCCUGGUCCUUCCCUCUAAUAGCCACCUCCUCGAUCACCCCCUGGGGUCCUACCACUCUCUGGCCUCCGCCGCUAAGUGGUCUGUGGGCUCUGCUUUCAGGGUGCCUGAGUCUCUGCGCUUCUCGUCUGACUCGUCGUCCGGCCCCCUGGCCCUACACCCCGGGUCUUUCCCCCAUCCCCCCCGCUACCCCUUGAUGCUGAGGAACUCUCUGACACGCGGCGGCCAGGUCGGACCCUUCUGCAACGACGUGACGCUGUGGAACACCAUGACACUGCAGCAGCAGUAUCAACUCAGGUCAGCUCAGUACGUCUCUCCUUUCUCCUCCACUGGCGUCUUCCAACGCUCUCCGCUCCUCUCCUCUUCCUCCUCCUCCUCUCCGCUCCUCUCCUCCUCCCGCCCCCAGGAAGAGCACCGUCUCUCCCAGCUGGAGGAGGGCUGCCACCCUACCCCCAUCCCCCCCACCCCCGGGGCCAAACAGACCCUCUACACUCAUGAGGAGGAGUACGAGGACCGCUCCGACUCCUCCGACUCACGAAUUCUCAACUCCUCCACCUGA
Molecule: messenger RNA, 1464 nt
Organism: Oncorhynchus tshawytscha (Chinook salmon)
Lineage: Eukaryota; Metazoa; Chordata; Actinopteri; Salmoniformes; Salmonidae
Gene: dmrt3a
Product: doublesex and mab-3 related transcription factor 3a
Exons: 2
Coding region: 1-1464 (487 amino acids)
Biological process (GO): regulation of transcription by RNA polymerase II; male sex differentiation
Cellular component (GO): nucleus
Molecular function (GO): protein binding; RNA polymerase II cis-regulatory region sequence-specific DNA binding; DNA-binding transcription factor activity, RNA polymerase II-specific
Source: RefSeq, a predicted model, not a curated record